UUUGUAAAUGUUUAGUUCCUUCUGAAAAAGGAAGUCGCGCGAAAGUUUUACGUUAAUUUUAAGUUAAUUAUUUUUUGAAGUUUUCUUUUAUGUGCUUUACAGUUUAUGUAGUGGCACUUUUUUAAGACACAAGUUUAAGUUAUAUAUUUAAGUGUAGCCUUUGAAAAUGGCAACCAUACACAUGAUGAAUGGGCAUGGUCAUCAUCAUUUAAUGAACGGAGUAAUAAAUGGACUUGCUCAUGUAAAUUUAAGCGGAUAUCCUUUGAAUUUGGAACAAGACCCUGAUGAUGAAAACCCCACUAAUUUGAUCAUAAACUAUUUACCCCAAGAAAUGACUGAAGAAGAAUUACGAACAUUAUUUUCUUCCGUUGGACCUUUAGAAUCAUGUAAACUUAUUCGUGAUAAGGUUACUAGAGCAAGUCUUGGUUACGCAUUUGUAAAUUAUCAGCAUGCAGCAGACGCUAGAAAAGCAAUUGAAUCAUUACAAGGAAUGAAAUUAACAAAUAAAACUAUUAAAGUAAGUGUUGCACGACCAAGCUGUACUGAGAUUAAAAACGCUAAUCUUUAUGUGAGCGGCUUGCCCUUAACUUGCAACGAAAAUGAUUUACGAGAACUAUUUGCUAGUUACGGAUCAAUUAUUACUAUAAAAGUUCUGUAUGAAGAGUCGGGACAAAGCCGAGGCGUCGGUUUUGUUCGUUUUGAUAAACGCAACGAUGCUGAAGCGGCUAUAAAUGGGUUAAAUAACCGUAUUCCUGAGAUUAACGGAGCUAUAAAACCCUUAACUGUAAAGUUCGCUAAUCCUCCGUCUCAGAAAAUUCAACCGUACUUAGAUAUUUUGGCUCAAGCAAAAGGUCUUGCUGGAUCAGCCUUUUUGAGGCAGGUGGGUCUGUCGCAAUUAUCUCCGAUAAAUUCAAGUGGUGCAUCUCUUACUACAUCACCAAUAAAUUCUCCAUUGUCUCCUAAUUCUUCAGUGUUAAGAAACAACUUAGUUGUCAAUUCAUCCAACUCUUCAUUAAACAAUCCAUCAUGGUGCGUAUUUGUUUACAAUUUACCCUCUGAUGCCUCAGAACUAACGCUUUUUCAACUAUUUUCAAAGUUUGGAGCCAUCCAAAGUACAAGAGUUGUUUAUGAUGAAAACACUAAAAAAUGCAAAGGAUUCGGAUUUGUUAAUAUGGCGCAUUAUGAAGAUGCGACCAUGGCUAUUCUUCAUCUUAAUGGUUAUUGUUGCGAGCGAGGAAAACCCCUUCAGGUCUCGUUUAAGCGACCGAGAAACCAAGCGGGUAUGUCAAUUAUGUGAUGUUUUUUUAUUUGAAAAUUUGCCUAUUUUGUUUACUUUUCAAUGAAAUUUUAGCGUUAAAAACACUUGCAUUUUAAAUAUUAUUUUCUCCUCUCAUUUUCUCUUUCUAUGGUGGUUAAGUUGUAAAACUUUUAGAACUUUGUUAAAUGUUUUUUUGGUUAGGUUUUCAAUAAAUGAUAUAUUAGUGAAUUUGUAUCUUAACGGGUUUAGUUUUAUGCCAGUUAGAUUUGAAACGCUUUUUAAAAAACUUUAAAAUGAAAAUAUCUGUGUUCUUUCAUUAAUUUUUAAACGCUGUGGAAAUAUUUAAAUUUUUUGCCAUAUUUGUACAAAUAGACGGUUUUUCUUUUCAUUUUUCCUUUAUCUACUCUGCACUUUUGCAUAACUGAAAAUUUUUCAUACCAUAAAUACUUUGCGUUUUUUAAUUGUAACACAGAGGUUUUAUAUUAGUCAUAGAGUUUAUAUAAAGGAAAGAUAAAAGAAGAUUUUUUUUUGUUGUUGUUGAGUUUUUUUGUUUGUUUGUUUACAGAAUGUAAAUGAAACAUUAAGAUUUUAAAAAUGCUCAUAAAAAGGGAGCGCUAAAUAUAUGGAAUUUCUAAUGAAUAAAUGAAUAUAUGUUUAUAUUUUCAUUUUGAUAGCAUUUAGUUUCUUUAUUUUCCUUUUAUCUCAUAUUUUUGUUUGUAGCUUUUUUAUGCAAGUCCAUAAGAUUUUUAUUUUAUUAUGAAAAAUCGAGUUGUUUAUCAAGUGAUGAAGGCUAUUCAAUUUUUUUUUUUCGUUAUUACAUAAAUAAAAAAACAGAAUUUUUAUGUUAGUUAUAUCUUACUUUCGAAGAAUUAUUGUUUUUAGUUGUUUAAUGUAAAAACGAAUAUUUAUUAGUAUGAUGUCUACUGAUGUCCUGUAAGGAUUAAUUGAAUACUUAAUAGAUUUAUAUA
Messenger RNA from Hydra vulgaris (swiftwater hydra), 2226 nucleotides. RefSeq names its product ELAV-like protein 3. Lineage: Eukaryota; Metazoa; Cnidaria; Hydrozoa; Anthoathecata; Hydridae. Gene Ontology annotation, cellular component: ribonucleoprotein complex. Gene Ontology annotation, molecular function: RNA binding. The record is from RefSeq and is a predicted model, not a curated record.